AUGGAGGUGACCACCGUGUCCCCAUCUCCUGCCUCACCCACUGAAGGAGAUGAUCUCUGUGAGACAGAUGUCACCAGCAUGGCCAUGCACAGUGUGACACUGCUCAUCUGCCUCUGUGGGCUGGCUGGGAAUGGGGCUGUCAUUGGCCUCCUCAACGUGAAAAGCGGGAACACUGGCUUCUUUGACCUGGCUUUCUUUGACUUUCUCUUCCUCCUCUUUGCAGCCCCCUCCUCCCUCCUCUUCCUGGUGGAGGACAUAUCCUGCUCUCAUAUCCUGCCCCUGCUGUACCUAAAUUUCCUUUUCCAGCUCUCAGUGGUGUCUUUAUACUGGGGGCUCUUCUGGCUGAUGAACAUCAGCGAUGUGUGGUAUAUCAACGAGCUCUGCAAUCUCUGCUGCCGCUGUGACCUUCCUCCGCGCCUACUGUGGGUCCUGGACAGGGUCCAAUUCUGGGCCUUCUUUGCUCUCUUCAAUGUCAUUCCCACAGUGACAUUCCUGUGCCCAUCACACCAGCAGGAGCACUGCCGGGCAGCUCUCAUCUCCAUGUACACCUUCAACCUCCUCUUCUUUCUUGCACCUGUGGUCAUUUUUCACACAGUUGAUUUCAUUAAGGCCAAGUGGGGCUCCCAGAAGCAGCAACCCAACAGGCGUGACAUCGUUAUCCUCAUCAUUGUGCUCCUCACUUGCAUCAUCUUCAUCUGGAAUUUCCUGCAGCAGCUUGGUUACAUCACUGUGUCCUCAGAUGUUGUUUUGCUGCUCACCUGCAUCAACAGCAGCAUCAAACCCUUCAUCUACUUCCUGGUGGGCAGGUGCCAGAGGCCCUGCUCUGUGAGAUCCCUUCGGCUCUCCCUCCAGAGGGUCUUUGAGGAGACAGAAGAAAACACUGACCACAGUGAUGAUCCUGACAUGGACACGGGAGUGUGA
Messenger RNA from Melospiza georgiana, 921 nucleotides. Its product is annotated as mas-related G-protein coupled receptor member H-like. Gene Ontology annotation, cellular component: membrane. Lineage: Eukaryota; Metazoa; Chordata; Aves; Passeriformes; Passerellidae. Gene Ontology annotation, molecular function: G protein-coupled receptor activity. The record is from RefSeq and is a predicted model, not a curated record. Bases 1 to 921 code for a protein of 306 amino acids. The transcript has a single exon. Gene Ontology annotation, biological process: G protein-coupled receptor signaling pathway.